UCAGCUGAGCCCUUUUCCUGAAUACAUGUUCACGAGUGAGCAGGGCAGCCUCAUUGUCUUUUUGUCGCUUUCUCAGCAGCUUCCCAUUCAAAUUCAGCUGGAAAUUUUGUCCGUGGGAUUAUUCAAUCGACAGAGCAAGAGACCAUGUCCGGUCAAAGUGAUACCAGAGGUCAGCCUUCAGCAACAACAAUUAGUACCGUUGCUGUACAAACAGGAGACUCGAGGAUUGUUGUAGCUGUACUAAAGUCUGGGAAAUGGGUGGAACUACAGUUGGCUGAAUCAGUACCGAACCUGCUUGAAAUUGGCAACAAUGCAGAUGAGAAUAGGAAGCUACUGAAUGAACACAAUAUCCUUCUUGCCAAGCUCAAGGGACAUGAAGACGAUGUGUGGGAUUUACUGUGUGAAGCUGAUAAAACAGCAGAAGCUGAUAAAGAUCACUCUCAGUUAUAUGAUGCAAUGGCAAAGACUCUGGGGGAAAACUGGACAGCUCUCAAUGAUCUGCUUAUAGAGCGCAAGAGACUUUUAAGCUUGGCAUCGGAAUUUUUUGACCAAGCUUUAGAGUUUGCAAUAAGAAUUGAUGAAGCUGAAGACUUGCUGAACAGUGCGCAGGUAUUUGAGGACACCAGAUCCUUAAAGCAAUUCUUUCACCAGCAUCAACAUGUCACCAAAGUUCUUUUAACAAGCUCCAUGGCUCUUCUAAACAAGAGUCAAGAACUGCUGAAUGCUAUCCAGGCUUUCAAACCAACUGGACCCCUAGUGAGCUCGGAGCUGAUACACGGAGCCCGGAGUAGCUGUAUGAAGAUUGAGAGUCUGUUGGAAUUGCUACAGGACAGGAGGAGGCAGCUGGAGGAACAAUUGCAUCACAGGUGGCGAGACCUCGAGCAGAUUCUUCGGAUCUACCAAUGGGACCAGCAGGUAGAUGAGGUAAUACAGUGGAUCAGACAGCAAGGAGAAGCAUAUUUACAGAUCGAACAGCUUGGCUCAUCUCUGACUGAAAAUGAACAGCUGUUGCUGGAAUAUAAAGAAUUUGUGAGUAAAGCCAAGGAAUUGAGCUGUGCUCCAGAAAGAUUAGAAGCUGAGGCUGAUGAAAUUCUGCUUACGCAAGGCUUGACGGAUAAGGAACAGGUGACAUUUCGGAAUCAGAAACUGAAGCUGCUGUGCGAGGAGUUCUGGCAGCUGGUAGAGGAACGAGGAGCACUACUCCAGGAAGCCCAUGAUUUUUAUAAUAGUGCAAAUAAGGGCUUUGAUGUCCUCGGAGUCAUCGAAACACACCUGAAGCACCUUAAUUCUCAGACCCUGUGUUUGUUUGAACUUUCUAAAGAACAUCAAUCUCUGUACCAGGCAAUCAGUGAUGCAGUUUCAGUUGCUCUACACAAGGGAGAAAUGCUACUAAAUAAAAUAGGCCCCCAAAGUCCUAGAGCCAGUGGAAUUCAGGAGAUGGUGGGCUACAUUCGCGAGCGAGAGCGUCAACUAACUGGCCAGUGCUUUGCUCAUAAGGAAUUAGCCUUAAAGAAGCAGGAGCUGAUCACUUGCUUUGAAGAUCACUUUGAUAAGGUCUCAAUAUGGCUACAGACAUAUAGUCCGAUAUUUGCCGGCAAAUUGGAACCAGGAUCCUCGCUCUCUGAAUCUGAAGACGUUCUAAAUAAACACAUGGAAAUAUCUGAUCAAUCCAAGGAGGUAGCAAAUAAAAUAGCAGUCAUCACUGACAUCAUCAAACAGGGAGAAAUGUUGGAAGUUCCAGAAGCAAAAGCGUUUUCCGAAAAGGUUGCUUUACUGAACGCAGAAUGGAAAAUAUUGUGUCGGAGUCUGAACACACGAAUCGAACUCCUACAAGCCUACAAGUCCUUUCUGAAAUAUGCUGAAGAGGUGGAAGAGGCCAUGCAAAGCUUAGAAGAUUAUUAUCAAUCUCGACCUGUAGAAGAAGACAAUGAAGAAAAGACUAGGGUCACGCUGGAGGUUGCUGACACCAAAUGGCAAUCUGUCCUCAAGUGCUUUCUUUCACUUCAAGAUAUGGGGUUCAAUUUCAAGAGUUCAGUACACAUGACAAGUGAAAGUUUGAGUCAAAACAUGAAAACUGCUGUGACUGUGAUCGACAGCACAGUGGAUCAGUUGGACAAGAGAAAAUUGUCUCUCACAAACCAGUGGACAACAUGUCAACUGCGCCUAAAUCAAAUUAAAUCAGUCAAAAAACAGUGGAAGAAAUUCAAGGAGCAAGUUAAAAAGACAACUGGCAGUCUGAAGAUGCUUGAAGAGGAACUUGUCCCUGAGUCUAGGAUCGAACUUGGUACCAAUCUUGAGACCAUUGUCAAUUUGCAGGAGAAAUUCAGCAAAGCAAAGCCACUUUUGCAGCAAUUGAACGCAGAGGUGGAGUACAUUGUAAAAACAGCUGAGCUAUUGUCGGUAAAAGGUGUCUCCCAGAAGGAAAAAAGUGAAAGGGUUGUGGAACUUCUCAAUGUUCAUCAGCAAGUCAACAAAACAAUAAAAGAAUACGAAGCUGUUCUUCAGAUGGCAGUUACAUUUCAUCGGACUACUCAAGAGCUCGAAAACCUAAUGAGAUCCGGAGACCUACAGUACCCAGAAUCAGUUGCGGUGUCGCAGGAUAUCAAUCAAGCAAAGGCCCAACACAGCCACCAUCAGCAGAAACAAGCUCAUGUGCGCUAUUUAUAUAAACUAGCCCUCACGUUAGCAGUGGAUGUAAUUUCCAUUGUACAGCAUUCGAAAACCAUUGGUGCUUCAGUGGAGUCUCUUCAGCGGAAACUUGAUUUCCUCGAGACUGACAGUAUCCAAUGGAGCGCAAAUGCAGAGCGACAUGGGGAGAAGCAGCAAGCAAACCUGGAAUACUGCACCGCCAAAGAAGAAAUACAUGAGCUGAAAGAAUCCUAUAAAGAUUUCAAGAAGAAGUUUAACAACUUGAAAUUUAGUUACAUGAAGAAAAAUGAAAAAUCCCGCAAUCUGAAAGCUGUCAGAAAUCAAGUGCAGCAAGUUGACAUGUACACUGAAAAAAUUCAGAUAUUUAAGAGGAAAAUGAUUCAAUAUGUGAAUAAAAUCACUUCGGUGCUAGAAAAGCAAACCCUGGAAUCUGAAACUAAUGUGCUCGAAGGAUCCAUCGGUGAGUUGCAGAAGCAGGUUAAUGAGCUUGAAAAGACAGUGGAGGACUAUAAACAAAACUUGGACGUGACUGUUCGCAUGCAGCAGGCUAUGGAGGAGAGCCAGUUUUGGUGUGAGGAAACGAGCGGUGCAAUUGUGCGAGUUGGGAAAUAUUCUACCGAAUGCAAGACAGAGGAAGCAGUGGGAAUUCUGCUCAAACAGUUUGAAAAGUUUGUGUGGCCCACAGUUUCACCGCAGGAGACGAGAAUCCAGCACAUCACUGAACUAGCAGUGCGCCUAUAUGGUAGUGAAGAAGGAAAGAAAUAUGUGGAGAAAACCGUAACAAAGCACAAUGAAAUCCUGGACUCCAUGAAGGAAUUGUGCAAUGGUCUAAGAGAGCUUGAAAUAAAGCUGCAGAUUAAGACUGAUGCUGCUGGACAGAAAUCAGGAGAAAGUGCAAGUAAAUCACAAGGAACCAGUGUUGAAAAGGGAGAAAACAGUAUCUCUACCCAAAGAUCACCUGUGGAGACUGGUUUGAAAGCAAGCUAUCAGUCACUGGACUGCUGUAAGCAAGAAAGUAAAGUGGAAACUUCAUCCAAAGCCACUCUGGACUCAACAACACUGAUAAAAGGAAGCCGUGAGCUGGAUUCCAUACUUGUUAGCAUAGAUCACAGUCAUGCUUUUAGCACAAGCAGAGCUGCCACAGAGGAUUCCCAGACAGUAACAGAUAACAUUACAAUCUCCUCUGAAAGAGAGAUAAUGAGUGUUCAGAGUUACACCGCCACCUUUUCACAGCAAUUUAAUGUGAAAUCAUCCCACGGACAAUCACUCUGUCGAUCAGCGGCUGCCACUGACUCAGGAAGGAGAGUUUUUGCCCUUCAGCUGAUAGAAAACAAGGCAGAAUCCACAACACAUUCUAACAUUAAUUCAAGGACGUCAUUGCCAGGUUCAGCCAAGAAUCCUCGAGAUAAUGAAAUGGAAGAGAUGCCAUACAUCACUCAGAUACUGGAGGAACAACAGGUGUCACACAGCUAUGAACUUUUAAACGUUACGUUGGACCAACUGAUAAGCGAUCAGAUCACAGAUUCGGUGGCAGAAGAUCGAUAUUCGCGGGAAACUACAGAGCCUCUUUGUUUUGGUACAGAGGGCAGCACAGCGACUGAUAGAGACCUGCAAAAUGAACUUUUAGUGGAUGAAACCCUAUCCGUGGAAGAAUAUGAAUGCAUGUCACCAGAUGACAUAUCUUUGCCUCCACUUCCUGACACUCCGGAAUCAAAUAUGCUCCAUUCUGAAACAGAACUGGAUGAGAUGUCUCAGUUAAGUUCUCAUAGUCGGCAUUUUGGAUCUCACAGUACAAAGCCACAAAUGGAAAUGGACUGGAGCAGAAUGACUGAUCGCUCUGACCUGGUAACACCUGUUGCCAUGGCUGACACCAUAAAUCAUUCAAGACCGCAAGCUUCUCAUAAGCCUGAAUAUUAUUCAUCUCGCUAUUCAAAUCCCUGCACUGGACUCUCCACCACAUACAGAUCCGAAUCUCCCCCUUUUAUCCAGAGCCCACUGACAACCCCUGCACCCACUCUCGUUUCCAGCACCCUUUCGAGUAUCGUGAAAUCCCAAACUGUGGCUAAAUCGUCAAUCCGUGAUUCUAUCUGUCAAGUGCAUGAGACACAGCUGCAGACCUAUGACAUGCAUGAGAGUGUGAUUGAGACCCAGGAGUCACUACUGCACGAACCCAAGAGUAACCGUGUUAAAAACGAAACGGAUUCUAACAGCAAUGAAUUCCAUGUUCCAACUGAACCACUAACAGUAGCCCUCAGUGUGCACCCACCCACGCAUGACACCAGAGGCCACCACAAAGAAACCAUCAUCCGAGAGGGCAUCCGCGGUCCAUUGAACAACACAGCUAUGCGCUGCCUGACUGGCACAACACCGAGCUUCUCCAAGCUCUUAUCUAAUGUCAAUGUGGUAGAAGGUUCUCCUGUGACCUUGGAAAUAGAAGUAGCAGGAUUCCCAGAACCAACUUUGACGUGGUACAAGAAUGGACAGAAGCUGACAACAGAUCAGCGCUUAGAAGUUUCACAAAAGGAAGGCAAACACAUUCUUUUCAUUCAGAAGGUGUCUGAUACAGAUGCUGGCAUUUAUGUUGUACGAGCUAUAAACUCUAGUGGCACUGUCAGUUCCACUGCUAUACUUCAAGUACAAGGUAACUGCAGACUCAGAUGUUUCCACAUUGAUCCUAUAGACUGGCUCACCUGUCUCGCUUGGCUGUGUAUAUUGUGUGUUAGCUUGUCUCUAAUGUAUGCACUGUUUAUUUAACUGCUAUGUAUCACUGUUUUGAUUACAUUGAUGUUUUUCACCUUAUACUAAAAAUAAAGUUGGAACCUGUCCUCACCACAAAUAAUAUCACGAUACAGUGUUUCCAUGGUAAUGUACUGUCUCUGCACCACAAAACAGUUUUAAAUGUUAACUUUUGUUCAUUGAAAACUCAAUAGUUUCACUGAAAUACUAGUAAUGUAAUUUAAAGCAUUGACUGUUACUUCUCAGUAAGAUAUCAUAAUAUUCCAGUAUCGCUGCAUAGCAUUAACAGAAUCGUACUGUUAAUAACACAAUCAAUGACACUGAUUAAAACCUUCACCCUGUUUGUCCAAAUUCACAGUAGUAUUAGCACAAAAACUGAGCAACUUGACGAGUCUAAUUAGUUUUUAAUUGCACACUUUCUGAUAUUCUUAUCUGUUUGCAAAGAAACAUUUUUGAAACUAUUUUUACGAUGAGUUAAAUAUGCCUAUAUAUUUUAUUAUAUAAAACAUUCUUUUUGUGAGAUUUUAACUUCCUGAUACUGUUUGUGCGAUAUGUUUUGGAAUAGAUGCAAUGUAAAAUUAUCAGGUGGAAUUUUAGAUUAAUAGGUGGCAGAGUGGAGUGUGUUGAUGUUGUGAUACACUGUGCACAGAGCAAUAGGAAAUGUGCUGUGAUUUCUCAAAACGGUGGUAGAGUAUAUAUUUGCAAUCCGAUAGCGAAACAGUGACUGGAGUCUGGGAACAUAAUGAAUGCUCACACUCUCAGCCAGCAGCUCAUUACAAGAGUGAAGGGAGUAAAAUAAGAAUAACAAUUUAAAAUCAAUGAAGAUUCAACGUGCUGUAUGUUAUAACAAAGACUAGGGAAGUCAGAUAAAAAAGGCAUUAAAAAAACAGGAUUAAUUCAGAGGCUGUAUUGACCAAAUUGUAUAACAGAUCACCAAUAUAAUUACCUUUCAGUAUUCUACACUAAAAUUAAUGAAAAUUGAUUUCUUAAGUUAAAAGUUUAGGAUUAUGGAAAGGCUGUGUGUCCCUAAAAUGAAUUGCAUUUCCCCAUUGCAUAUUUCCCUAUAUGGCUUUGCAAUACGUUGGCAACACUUUAUCAGCAAUCUUUCGGUGCAUUUGUAUUUGUUCCUGGUAUUGUUACUGUUUUCCACUGUGUACAUUUCAGUGUGAUUUCUCAUCUUUGGUUCCACUCACUCUGAGACCAAUUAAAUCCAGUUUAUUGAAGCUGCCUUUUGAUAUGAAGCUGCCUUUUGAUAGUACGGUAGUAUCCAAUUUAACCAAACUGACAAAGACACUGAAACAUGCAAGGUUAACGCAGUGCACUUUCUAUUCUGCUCAUUGUAAUACACUGGACGUGUGGACAAGUUUUGAAUAAGACUUGCAUGGAGGUCGGAUCAAAGGUAGUUCACAUGAAAAGUAAUUUCUGAUGUUCAUAUUUUACAAUUUAAAUACAAUUCCUACAUGUGAAAAGUUGCAUGCUUGCAGUUCCUCUCCCACGUCAAAUGCAAAAAAACACAAACUCAACAACAUGCAAUAAGCACAAAUAGCUUAUGUUUUCAUUUAGAUUAUUUUUACAUUUUGUUCUUGUAAAUCAAAAAAUAAAACAAAGAGGGCAUCUCCUUUAUAGAUCUCCCUGCAUAUAUACUCUACAGGUACUGCAAUGUAUGGGGUACCAGUGGUAACUUUAUUGUCUAUGGUUUCAGAUGUCAUUGACAAUGUGGAAUAAUGGACUAAACUGAAGGCAAGGCAUGUUUGUUCAAUUCAGUUAACUUUAGUACAUUACAAAUAAUAGUUCAGCUGACAACUACACCUGACAUUUGUUUUGUAACAUUCUUGGACAUCUUUUAUUUAAAAAUGCGGUUGAGUUCAGGGAUAAAGAACAAAGAGAAUGCAAACUUUGCACAACUUGACUUCUCAGCAAGAAUCAAUAGUGAGGUUAUUCUCCGCAAUGAAAGUGAAUUGAUUUUCAUAGCAUGGUGGUUUGUGUACACUGCUAAAGCAUCUAAAGGAACCAUUUUCAUGCAGUGUUGAACUAAUAAUAAUAAAAUAAUCCUUGCGUUUGAUAUAGCGCUUU
Callorhinchus milii (elephant shark) is the source of this 7458-nucleotide messenger RNA. RefSeq names its product coiled-coil domain containing 141 (gene ccdc141). The record is from RefSeq and is a predicted model, not a curated record. NCBI's taxonomy places the organism in Eukaryota, Metazoa, Chordata, Chondrichthyes, Chimaeriformes, Callorhinchidae. Gene Ontology annotation, molecular function: protein binding; guanyl-nucleotide exchange factor activity. The transcript has 25 exons. Bases 145 to 5403 code for a protein of 1752 amino acids. Gene Ontology annotation, cellular component: cytoplasm. Gene Ontology annotation, biological process: axon guidance.